Eruca vesicaria subsp. sativa (arugula) is the source of this 734-nucleotide messenger RNA. Lineage: Eukaryota; Viridiplantae; Streptophyta; Magnoliopsida; Brassicales; Brassicaceae. The record is from the annotation of a GenBank genome assembly.
AUGCAGAAUAUGCCCUUAGAUUUCGCAAGACGAAAUGGUUUCAACAAAGGGAGGCAUAAGGUAAUGUUGAUGAACCAAGAAGGAAAGUCAUGGGAAUCAGAAGUCAAGUGUAAGAGGUCUGGUCAGGUUUUCAUAUGUAGAAACUGGAGACGUUUUUGCACCGCAAGUAAAUUAAAAGUUAGAGACUCUUUCAAAUUUAAACUGCUCCAGAACACGGAAACGCCUGUGUUUAAGCUCUGUAACCGCUCAAAGGUGAGGCCCAAGACGGAGAGUAGAGCUCUGUCAGAGGAAAAUAAUGUUGUUGAGAAAACUGAAAUACCCAGGUUUGUUAAGGUAACUCCUUCAGCAAGUAGCCUUGAGAUUGGUAAACAGAAUCUGUCAUUACAUUUCACGAGAGCGAACAAGCUCAACAGGCCAGGGGAGAUAGUAUUGGUAGACAAAUACAAAGUCGAGUGGACGAUGAAACUUAAGGAGGAUAUUAGCAGUGGAACUAUGUAUAUCAUGGAUGGUAAGGGAUGGAAAAGUUUCUGUGCAGCGAAUGAAGUAGUCGCUGGAGAGUCUCUAACUCUGGAGUUGAUCCGACGAGGGAGAAUUCCAUUGCUUAGGUUUUGCUCCAAGAUGGAGCAAUCACCAUUUCAAACAAAGGCUAUAGAACACAAGAGAGCGCGAGUUCAGAGAAUGUGACAGGAGAGUAGAUCGAAGCAUGGUGUCUCAAAUCAGGAGGCUAAAGUGAA